AGGACCUCAAGAGGUGGGCGGUGUCGGACGAGGGGCGUGGUCGGAGGGGGCGGGGCCGGCGGCGGUGCAGCUCAUCAGCCGCUGCUCAUUGCCCUCGGGCUCCCCACCGCGCCCUAGUCGCCUGUGCCGGCCCUGCGGUUCCCAGGCUCUGGCGCUCGAGCCCGUGCGCUCCCAGGACAGGCACGGACGCUGCUGGCUCCUCGGGGAGCGGAGGAAUCGCUCACGGACCAGGCUGCUGCAGUCUUACGGCAAGCGGAGGACCAUCCUUGUCGCUCCUCGUCGCGGCUGCGAGAAGAGGACAAGGACAUGCUGGGCGGCGGUAGUGACGCGGGCCUGGCCACCGCCGCCGCGCGGGGGCAGGUGGAGACGGUGCGGCAGCUCCUGGAAGCCGGCGCAGAUCCCAACGCCGUCAACCGCUUCGGGAGGCGCCCAAUUCAGGUCAUGAUGAUGGGCAGCGCCCAGGUGGCAGAGCUGCUGCUGCUCCACGGAGCAGAACCAAACUGCGCCGACCCCACCACUCUCACCAGACCUGUACACGAUGCCGCUCGGGAGGGCUUCCUGGACACGCUGGUGGUGCUGCACAAGGCAGGGGCGCAGCUGGAUGUGUGUGACGCCUGGGGCCGCCUGCCGGUGGACCUGGCUGAAGAGCGGGGCCACCACGAUAUUGCGAGGUAUCUGCAUGCUGCCAGUGGAGACUGAAGCCAGGUUCCUCAGCCUCCUGCAAGGACUUUUUCUCACCCCAGCACCGUGUAGACAGACUGCAAGCAUGAAGGGAGCUGUGUACAGCCUGCAAGACUUCCAAAACUCAAAGCCUAUCCAGGAAGGCAAAGCCAAUCACAAUCAACUUCCUAAGUGCUUUGCUGCAUCUGGAUCUGGUCCCCUGCCCUCACCCUGAAGCCAAAGGGAUCACCAAUUCGAUUUCAUAUUGUGUGAAGUUCCCGGAGCUCGGAGGGGCUCGUUACCCUUCAAGGCGUGGUGUAAAAUAACGGGAAGUUCUUGAAUCUCCACAAUAUGACGUUGUAGUGGGACGUGGGAAUUGCAGACAUUUGGAGGGAGCUGUCAGUACCUCCCCAGGUGAACUCCAAAUGCAAAUGGUUCACAGGCUAGGGGGGAGCCCUGGAGACUAGAUGAAUACCACGGAAGUGCACCUGUGCUGGUGAUGAUUCACCUGCAAAAUGGCAUUCCGUAGAAACUGAGGGCUCGCCCCAGCACCACCAGGAAGAUAGUGUAAGGUGGCAGCGGCUCUCUGUUGAACUCUGUGAACCAUGGCUUGCCGCUCUGGUUCCUGACAGACUCAACCUACACAAAGUCCAGUGGUGAAGCUCGUAUGUAGCAACUUGCUCUAUGUAAAAUAGUUUAAGAACCCCUUUAGGCGUUUCCUACCUUUGAGUUCUUUAGUAACAGUGUAUUUAAUGAGUUACACUUUUAACAGUGUAACUUCUGGUCCUCAGCAGAGGUGAGACUGAAGUGCCACUUGUUAUUGUAUGGUUGUUUUUUGUUUUGUUUUGUUUUGUUUUUCUUCCCUUCUUUCCUUCUUUUUUAAGGCAGCAUUUUCCUCUGUAGCUCAAGCUAACCUCAAGUCAGGGUACCCCUGCUUUAGCCCCCCAAGUACUGGGCUGGUAGCAGGCACCCCUUCUGUAGUACAGCGUCUUAGUCAAACUAUGACACGUGGUAACUCCUAGUGGUGACGCACACUCUGCUUUCGUCCUUGACCUGUUUAUUUCUCUGAUCUUUGCUUCCUAUAUAGUGAGUGUCUCAGGGGGAGCUAUUCUAGGUGCCCUUUUAAAUGACACAUGCACCUGUCCUAUCCAGCUACCGUGGGCUACUUCCUAGAGGUUAGGGAAAAGGUAGAGUAUGAACUUACUGAAAUUAAAUGGCAGCUUGUGGGCUGCCUUGCUUGUUACUGAACAAACUGUGGAAACACUCUGUGCGGCUUCCAUUGUGGCUUUGUUCAUUACAGCAUUGAAAUGAUUGAUUCAUUCUUGUUUUAAUAAAGAAUAAACAGUAUAGAUAGACUCCAA
Messenger RNA from Myodes glareolus (Bank vole), 2021 nucleotides. It is a transcript of the gene Cdkn2b, whose product is annotated as cyclin dependent kinase inhibitor 2B. Lineage: Eukaryota; Metazoa; Chordata; Mammalia; Rodentia; Cricetidae. The record is from RefSeq and is a predicted model, not a curated record. Gene Ontology annotation, biological process: negative regulation of cell population proliferation; regulation of cyclin-dependent protein serine/threonine kinase activity; regulation of G1/S transition of mitotic cell cycle. Gene Ontology annotation, molecular function: cyclin-dependent protein serine/threonine kinase inhibitor activity; protein kinase binding. Gene Ontology annotation, cellular component: cytoplasm; nucleus.